UCAUUCUAACAAAAACACGCCUGCGUAAAGAAACCUAUAAAAUUUAAAACUUGUUUGGGUGUGAAAAAUGGUAGAGGAAUGUUGUGAGAAUAUUAUUAAUACCGUAAGAUUUAAUAAACAAGUAUUAUAAGUGUCAAAGGUUUAUUCAAAUAAUACUAAUUUAAGUUAUAGUUAUUAGUGUUUGUGUUACAAAGAAAUAUUUUUUGUGAGUUUUUUUUUGCUAUUUUUUGUUAACAUAACUAAGAAAUGAGUAAAGAUACGCAAAACAUGGCUUUGGACAUGAGUGGUUCCGAUAUUACAAUGGAAGUAGUUUUGAAAAACAUAUACACUUCAUGUGACCCAAAUAACCUGAACAGUGUCCCUACCUCAGAACUCAUUGAGUUUAUCAGACCCUACAUGCUGGAAGAUCUUUCAGCCUUAGAUAAUUUAAAACGCAUGUUAGAUCCUGAAAAUACAAAUAUCCCUGUACCUGGCGAAAAGUUUUAUAAUGUUAUGAAUGAAUGGACACAGAAAAUUGCUAGUCAUACUGACAAGGAUGAUGGACUAUUUAAUGAAACACCUAGUCAUAUAAGUAUACUGGAUGAAAAACUACUUCCAUACUCACAGUCAACGCCUCGUGCAAGUUUUGGACAGAAGCUUCUCAGUUGUGAAGGUCUUCUGAAUUUAUCAAAUGUAUCCAGUUACAAUCUAUCACCCACAAAGCAAGCCAAAGAAAUUAGUAUAGGAGGUCCGGAGAAAACUAUUUUAGAAGAAGAAGUAAAACAGUUGCAACAUCAGUUGAAUAAAGCAUUAAAAGAAAUUGAAGAUUUAAAGAUGCAGUUAGCUUGUACAGAAGAUCAAAAUGAUGUGCUACAAGAUAAUCUCGAGAAAUAUAAACUCAAAUUACAGAGUGAACAGCAAAUAAAUCAUUUUCAAGAAAAUAAAAAUUGUGUGGAUGACCUUAAAGAAGAAAUCAAUGUUGAGAAGAAAAGAAUUGAAGAAUUAAAUAAAAAGUUGCUCUUCUAUGAGAAAGACAACAAUCAUUUGAAUGUAUAUGUCCAGAGAUUAGAAAAAGAGAAUUCCGAGUUGGAGGAACGUUGUACAAAUCACGCCAAAAACGAACAAAACAUGAGAAAAGAACAUCUCGAUCUUAGGACUCACCUUGACUUGAAAGAACACGAAAUUACAUCACUGACCAAAAGGAAUGAUGAGCUAAGAUCGCAGUUGAAUGAUAAAAUGUCUGAAAUGGAGAAGAUGGUGAAAGAAUAUGAGUUACUGGAUUCCAAACAGCAAGGCCUGGAAAAAAUGCUCUCCAAACGCUACUCCCUUUCUUCCGACUACAACUCAUGUCUGGACGAAAUGAGCUUCCUGAUGCGAGGUAGUACAAUCCCCAUUUACUCUUCCCCCUUAAAAAAUAAAUCCUUUUCAAACAGCCCCUCCCUUCGAAAAACCGUCCUAUCCCCCAAUCCGAACAUGUUGCAACAAGUGCUCGGAAGCACUCCGAAACAGUGCAACGGUUUGGGCAUGAGGAAGGCUUUUUCUCUUAACACCAUGUCCACCACUCGUUCUUUACCUAAUAUCUUUUGUUUUGACCGUUCAACCGUAGUUCAAGAUCAAGUGAGCGACGUCGAACAUGAUUCCCAAUCAACGUCUAUUGGUGCUGUUACUUACGAAUCUUUGCAGACUGAAUUAUUUCAGGUGGAUCCCCAGUUCGACCACAGGGACAAAAAUGGAAAAGACUUCGAGUACUUUGAGGAACAAAUUUAUUUCCUCAAGGCAGAAAAUGAAGCUUUACAGAAAAGCCUCGAAAGGCUCGAAGAAGAAAAGAAAGUAAACGAUUCCCACAAGCUGAAAUCGGAUAGAGAAUCAACGGAAAAAAUAAAAUAUUUGGAAGAUAACCUACAAGAACUGAACAAAGAUUAUUCCAAGCUUAAACUAGAGUGCGAUCAAAAAGAAAACCAAUUGUCAGAACUUAGAAAUAAGUUUGAUUUCGAGGUGGUUUUCAAGAAAUUAGAAAUUGAAUAUAGCAAAAAAGUUGAAGAGGCAGAAAAACUUCAAGAGGCACUCGAAAAUGCUCAAACCAACUCAAAAAAUAUCAGAAAUUCCAAACUUGAAGAGCUCGAAAAAACUCUAGCAAAGUGUAAAAUGGAACUAUUGCAAACCAAAGACAAACUCAAACAGAGCGAAUUAGCAAAAGAAGAAGCUGCCGAUGAGAGUAUUAAAGUAAAAUUGCAAGAGUCAAGAAAUACAAUAGAGGCAAUUAAGUCGGAUUUGGAGAACAAAGUCAAACAAAUCAAUCAGCUAAAAGAUAUUAUCAAAAGUGAAGGAGAGACUAAAACUAAACUCUUGCAAGAUAAUACAGAGCUCGCAAACAGUCUAGAGCUCGUACGACAAGAUUAUAAAAGUUUGUUAUCAGAGAUGGGUAAUAAAGAAAAAGAGUUGCAUGGAGAAUGUGGGAACAUGCUUAGAAAAUACACCGAAGAAAUGUCCAAAAAUACUGAAUUAUCUAGUCAGCUAGCAAUACAAAAAGAAGAAACUUCUAAUCUUAGAAUAUUAAGCAAUAAAAUCAAUUCGAAAUAUGAAACUGCAUUAAACAAAAAUUUCAACAUGUUAAAACAACUUUCGCUCAUUAAAGAUGAAGUUAGCAGUAUUAGGAAAAGUCAAAUAACUUGUAAAAGUGAUAUUAAAAUCGAACUAAACGUAUACGAAAACUCUCUACAAUCUUUAUAUUCAAAGGUAAAAGACCUGGAAUGUGAAAAUAUCAUGCUCAAAAAAUUGCAUUCCAAGCUAUCCCAAGUUGUGGAGUACAAAGAUGGUGCAGAAUCAGACCAAGAAAAAGGUAAACAGUUCCUGGAUGUGGAUUCAUCAUCCGAAUCUAGUAUGUCAUUAAACAAUGAUAAAAGUUAUGUAGCUCUGAAACACCGUAGUUUUGAAAAGCAAAAACUAACCAUAGAACGAUUACGUGAAGAGCUUCGUAUCGAGAAAGCAAAACAUGACAUGCUUAAGGAGAGAAUGCACAGUCAAGUAGAAGCAUUAGAAAAGGACAAACAGACCUUGCAAACUGUGAUAAAUGACCUUAAAAUUGAGCUGCAAGAUCAAGGUGAACACUAUAAACAUUUAUGUGAUGCUUCCAAUAGAAAAAUUAAAGAUCUGUCUGUGAAUCUGUCGCGUUUAGAGGAGCAAUAUAGAAACACAGUGUCGAAUCUUACUGAAAAAGAAUCCCUUAUUAAACGAUAUUUCGAAGCACAAGAAUGUAAUAAAGCUGUGAUACAAAAACUAGAAAAUGAUUUUAAAAAUUGCCAAAAUAUUCAAAGCUGCCUGGCAAUUGAUCUAGCUGCCAAGGAAGCCACCAUUACCAAUAUCUCGAUCGAGAACCAAAAUCUUAAAAAGUUUGCUAAGAGUUCCGAAAACAUAAGACUAGAGCUUGCUGCCAAAGUGUCACAACAAGAAACAGCUUUAAAAACCUGCAAGGCUGAUCUUGUCAAUAAAAAUAAGGAAUUAUCGGAGUUAUCUUCGGUUCUGUUGGACAGAGAUACCAAGAUCACAAGCCUAUUACAACAAGAAUCUGAUUUGAAAACGUGCAAAGCUGAUCUUGCCAAUAAAGAUAAGGAAUUGGCAGAGUUGUCAUCGGUUCUGUUGGACAGAGAUAACAAGAUCGAACACCUGGCCGCUGCUGUCCAUGCGAAUGAGAUUAAAAUGUCUAAUGUUUUAUUGGAAAUUGCAGAAAAAAAUGAGGCUAACUUAAGGUUAGAAGAAGAACUUCAAGUUGUUAGGGAUAAUUUUGCCAAGACCGAAAGCAUGUUGGAAAAUACAUUAGUAAGUUCUGAACAAAAAUCCAAAAAUGAAUUUGAGGAACUAAAUGGAACUGCCAAAAUUGAUACCACACUGGAGACUAUUUCUAGUUUUACUGACAUUAUUGCAGACUGUUGCCAAGAUCUACAGAGGACUUUCAUGAACUUUAUCCAACAAUGGAAGAACGAAAUCGAGUCACAUCCAAGUUUUAAACUGUUGCCAUCUAUAAAGCUGUGCCAUUCUUUAGAUGUAGAAGAUAUUUUAUCCGUUUUAGUCGAUAAUAUUAAGGCAGUCGUUUUAUUACUCAACAUCAUGACUUCUAAAGCACCAAAAAAGAUGAUUGACAAGUCAGACCCACGCUUAAUAUGCCCAACGCCUCUGAAAUUCACUGAAUAUAACGAGUCAAAGCCUGUGAAGAGAUUUACGUUAAAAUCGCCGGAUGAGUUACGUCUGACUAGAUCAGCAAGUCCAGAUUCUCCGGGUAUAGAAACAGAUUCAGACAUGUAUAUGGACGAGUGCGAACCAGGAAACAUUAGUCCAGAUAGUCAAACUUUCAGAACAUGCUUCGAAGGUAUGGACCACGGAGAAAAUGCUGAUUAUUGCUGUACAUAUUCCCAGUUGCCAUUACUUAGUUUUGAAAUGCCAUUUCAAGAUGCAUUUCCCCAUCUAUCGGAUAAUAUUUUAGGAAAAUUGGGAUUACAUGAAACUAGUCCAAAGGUGAAACUUACAAAAGAAGAGACUGAAGAGAUUUUUACCGCGUUAGCCAUACAAGUUAGUUUAGAUUCGAAGGAUAUUAGGGAUCGAUUGCAAAAACAUAAAGACUUCUGUUCUAAGAAGUACAAAAAGUACCAAUAUUUACUCAAAGACAUUUCCGUACGUUUAAGAGAACACAAUUGUAUCGGAGCUAUGGAUUCUAUUAGACCAGUAUUUAUAAUGUUGGAGGAUUUGAGAUUGAUGACUAAGGAUCUAUUGCAAUCGGUAGGACAACUAGGUGUGCUGAACUGUGAACACCGCAUGACGAAAUGCUGGAAUUUGGUUACCAAUUACAUGGCCAUAAUUAAACAAGAUGCAGAUAUUUCUAAAGAUCAAUACUCGUUAAACAGAUCUCAAUUAUCAGAUGAAAUGAGCAACUCAGAUACCUCUGGAAUACAUGAAAGGCACAAGAGCAUAGACAAACGCACCAAAGAAGUUCCUUUUAGGCAGAGAAGCUGUAUGUCCAAACUAGCACACUGCAUAUCAUGGAUAUCGUUUUUCGCCCUACUUUUCAUUAUUGGAGUUGUGUAUGUUCAUUGUCGAUGUAAACUGACCACGAAGGACAAGAUCUGUCCAUUGGAUAAUUUCAUAGGAAUGGUUACCGAGAUAAUUGGCCAACCGCCGUUUUGAAUAAAUUUUUAGUUAAAUAAGUUUUUUACUUUCUUUCAUAAUUUUCUAUUUUUGUUUGGUUUUUUAAUAGUUUAAAUUAUAGUCUUUAUCUGAAGUGCCAUAACACAAAUAAAGUUAGUUUUUCUUUA
Molecule: messenger RNA, 5282 nt
Organism: Diabrotica virgifera virgifera (western corn rootworm)
Lineage: Eukaryota; Metazoa; Arthropoda; Insecta; Coleoptera; Chrysomelidae
Product: putative autophagy-related protein 11
Exons: 18
Coding region: 247-5154 (1635 amino acids)
Source: RefSeq, a predicted model, not a curated record